UUUCUACAAGGCUUGAUACAUGUGCUACACACUUGAAGACCUGCUUAAAGAACAUCCAUCGGGUGAUACAGACAGCCAAUGAAAUACUAAGUAGCAUAAGUCAACCCUCGGUGUGCAGUGAAGUGCUCCUGUCUUCCAGAGGGGCAGAUUAUAUAUCAGGUGUAGUAGAAGUUUACAGGCUAUCAAAGAGAAUGGAAGGUGGGAUCAGAAUACAUAACAUUGACUGUGAGCAAUUACAACUUGUUCUCAGGGAUAUUGACCUAUCGUGGAAUAAUUUGCAGGCUUUUCUGUCUAUUUGUCCAAGCUUACUACAAACAUUGCCCUCACAGUCAGCCUUAGAUAUUGUAGCCAUAGGAGCAUUCUCGGACUCAAGUCCAUGUCUUCAGAGCUGUUGUGGAGUUUGUCUGCUGGACAGACCAGUAGAAGAGUUCCCAUGUGAAGUGCAAAAUAGCAUGCUUAAUACUGGAGGCCGCUUCUAUCACCCCAGCUGUGCCAACUUCUGGCUACACUGUGUGGACUGUACUCUGCCAGUUCCGACUUGUCCCAGUAACUGCACUGCUUGUGUAAAACUAAACAAGGAUGAGUUGUGACACAAUGAAGAUCUUGGGAUUUUAUGGACUAAGCACAAGGAUAAAAUUUAUUUAUUUUAUCGAAUCUAUUUUUUUGCCACAUGUUUUUAUUUUUUGUGAACUUCUGUUUAAUCCUAAUGGAACUUGUAGAAAUCCAUGCGCUUGCCACCAAAACAAUAACUCCAUACAUAUGAAAGAAACAUAUUUUCUGUCACAUAAGAACAAAUGCAGUUGGACUCAUUGAUGCCAAAGGGAUGCACAGAGGAACUAUGGCCGAAUUAAAAGUUGUCAUUUUUAUCAUAUGGAAGAAAUCAAGUGUUGAAGAUUUCCCUUAUACAUAAUGGCGCACUACAAAGUGGUGAAUCUGAAAAACAUUCAGAUCUAGAUAAGGAGCAGAAAAUAUGUUCUGAUUAAAUGCAAUGGUUUGGACCCUGCUAUUUUAUGUGAUUAAUGUUUGCAAUGCUAUCAAGUAGCGUGCGCCUGCAAAAUUGCAUGCCCAAUGUGUUUUUAUUUUGUGCAUAGACUUGUGCUGUUUUUAAGUUGGUCCCAGUCCUGACCAGUUACGGCUCCCGGUGAAAUCUGAGACAGGCAGGAAAUAUGAACUAGCAGAAGAUGGGCACGAGCUUCACGGUGAUUGUGCUGUCAGAGACCCUUGUUACCUUGUCCUAAUGCGGUAAGUACCUGCUAAUUAGGAUGAGCCGACUCAUCCUAACAGGGCAACAUGUGAAACAUGCUGUGCAAAGCCAGUUUGUGACUUGUGACUUUUUGUGCGACAUUUGCACCAGAUUAAUGUGUUACCACUGCAAAGAUCGUCUGCUGGUUUUUGAAUACUGUGUAAAGUCACAAAAAAUAGUGCUUAGGUACACGUGUGACUUUUCAUGCGCUCAGUGUAGGGGGCAAAAAAUCUCUAAAUGCAUUGAUAAAUCCCCCCCAUUGUGUAUUGUUUGAGGUAUUGAGCUGUAUACCUGCACCUGGUAGCUUGGGAAGCUAUGAUGUAUAAUUAGGGGCUAGCUGGCCUACGAUUUUCUCCAUAAUGUGUUAUUGCUUUGUGUAGAUGAGAAGCAAAAAAACCAUGUUAAGACCAUGUCAAAUGCAAACAAGCUUCUGCUUUUGAAUCAAGUUUACUGGUGUCUUGAAGGGUCUGUCUAACCCAGGAGAUGGCAAUUCUGAUUAAUUCCCCCUAAAAUUGUCACAGAAGCGAGUGACUGUCAUGAAUCUAUAUAUAUAAAACUCAACGUGUGUAUGAAUGUGUGUAUGUACGUAUGUGUGUAUGUGUGUGUAUGUUACAGUAUCACGUCCAAACGGCUAAAGAUAUUAACAUUAAACUUGGCACACAUGUUACUUAUAUGUCAACAACAAACAUAGGAUAGGUAAUUUAACCCUUACCCACCCCCAUUUGCCAGGCGGGGUUUAUGUUUAAAGUCCCAUACAAGUCAAUGGGAAAUAUAUGUUACUGCAUAACUUCCAAAUGGCUGGAGAUAAUUCGAUAAUAGUUGGUCACAUGUUACUUAUAUGUCCACUUAAAAUAUAGGAUAGUUCAUUUAACCCUUAACUACCCCCAUUUGAAAGGGUCAGGGUUUUUGUUUAAAGUCUCAUGUAAAUCCAUGGGAAAUGUAUGUUCCCACAUAACUUCAGUACGGCUGGAGAUAUUUCAAUACCUGGUGCACAUAUUACAGGUCUGGAUAGGAGGUCGAGAUAGGAGGACGGGAUGGGAGGUCGAGAUAGGAGGACGGGAUAGGAGGUCGGGAUAGGAGGAUGGGAUAUGGGGUUGGGAUAUGACAACAAUAUAUGAGGAUGGGAUAUGAAGUCAAAAGCUUCCUCGUUUGUUUAUUUUCCUCCCCAACAAGGAUUAGGAAGGAAAAACCAGGCAACGCCGGGUACUCAGCUAGUACUUUAUAAAAGUGAAAACACUCUUAACAGUGAAAACUGUGAGACUGGAACAAGUGAACAUUCAAAAAGAAAAGAAAAAAGAAUCUGAAAUGCUCUGUACCUUUUUUUUUUACGCAAACAAAGCCAUAAUGCACGGUAUGGACUCUUAUUUGUUAGAAAUAUGUUGUCAAAUAAAAUUUGUCAUUACUUAUAAUGUGACUGUAAAGUGUUAUUUUAUAUUGUGAUGCCAAGUAGUUAGUAUCCCAGUGAUGAUAAAGUUGUUUAGUAAGGUCCUCACAAUAUAAAUAAGUGUUAUCUGGUCGAACUGAUACCAUGAAAGAUCAGCUGGGUUUUUCUUUCCCUUAGCUCUGCAGAGUUAUCUGUUUUUAGCUCUUGACCCUGCAAUGCCAUUCUUUGUUACUGAGGGAAAUGAUUGGUGAUUACAGUGUUCUUACCAUGUCACAGGCUGGCACAGCUAAAGCAACUCUACAGUGUGGACUGUGGAGCGACUAUAAAACAAAUUCUUCUGCUUAGAUUUUUAGAUAACUUUAAAAACGAAGAGCC
This is a messenger RNA of Hyla sarda, 3002 nucleotides long. RefSeq names its product synergin gamma-like. The record is from RefSeq and is a predicted model, not a curated record. Bases 192 to 590 code for a protein of 132 amino acids. NCBI's taxonomy places the organism in Eukaryota, Metazoa, Chordata, Amphibia, Anura, Hylidae. Gene Ontology annotation, cellular component: clathrin coat of trans-Golgi network vesicle. The transcript has 6 exons.